UGGAAAGAAACACAUGGCAGGACCUGGUUAACAGUGAAAAUUCCCUGGUUCGUGACGAGAACCAGGGUGGGGUUGGUUCGUACACGAAAUACGUUUUUAUUUUGAAAUGGUUUCAUGCCAUUUGAAUCCCGAAUUAAGUUUAAAAACGUAAUGGAGUCUAGACCACGGAUCAUAAAGCAAAAAAGGGCAAGCCCACACAUAAUAGUCUAUAUACCUUACUCCUUCAAAUGAAUACGCUUGCUAACGUUAUCUGACUAAAGAAGCAAACGUAACCAUCAUUUUCUGUUUUUAGACAACCAUCAAGUUAGUUCAGCCGGCUGAAACAUUUCCCCCUCUACGUCGCCAGUAGCUCCAUAACUUAUGAAUGAAUAUUUUUCUUUACAGUUGGCUGAAGGUUGAGAGGUCGUGGUGGCACGGAGCAAGCAGACUCCCAGCCCCGCCCCUAUCCGCUCUGAACAGGCAUCAUGGCGGACGUUCAGCACGGCAACAACAAUCACGUCCCGGUUCUUUUCUCGUUUUCUGUGUUUUCGCGACCGUCCUUAGUACCGCUUGGCUCCGGCCAUGAAGUGCUUAUCCAGAAGUUUCUGUCAAUAUACGGAUACCAAAUCGACAUUCGCCGCAAGUUCACGAUCCAGCUGUUCUCAGACGAGUGGGGUCAAUAUAUUGAUUUGCCGAAAGGGUUUGUCAUAUCUGAGAAAUGCAAGCUACGACUGGUACCUCUGCAAUUAGACAUGACGAUGCUGGGCAAUCUCUCCGCCUCCAACACCGUCUUCUUCUGCUGCGACAUGCAGGAGCGCUUCCGCCCUGCCAUCAAGUACUUCGGUGACAUCAUCAGUGUGGGCCAGAGACUGCUCCAGGGCGCUCGUGUUCUGGGGAUCCCGGUGAUCGUGUCGGAGCAGUACCCCAAAGGCCUGGGCAGCACCGUGCAGGAGCUGGACCUGAGCGCCGCCAAGCUGGUCUUCCCCAAAACCAAGUUCUCCAUGGUGCUGCCCGAGGUGGAGGCCAGCCUGGCCGAGAUCCCCGGCCUGCGCAGCGUCGUGCUGUUCGGAGUGGAGACUCACGUUUGCAUCCAGCAGACAGCGCUGGAUCUGAUUGGUCGGGGGCUGGAGGUGCACAUCGUUGCCGACGCGUCGUCAUCACGCAGCAUGAUGGACAGGAUGUUCGCUCUGGAGCGGCUGGCGCGGGCGGGAAUCACCGUGACGACCAGCGAGGCCGUGCUGCUGCAGCUGGUGGGCGAUAAGGAGCACCCCAAAUUCAAGGAGAUCCAGAACCUCAUCAAAGCCAGCGCCCCGGAGUCCGGCCUGCUGUCCAAGGUCUGAGCCCAUCUGCUGCGGCGCGCCGCCCAAUCCGGCCCCCGGGAUCUGAGACCAUGAAAACAAAGGUUCCCACCUGGUCAGCGUGAAGAAGAAAUGCUUUCUGCCACACCCCUGACAUGCCCCUGACUCCUCCAUCAGCACUGUGUGUCUGUACCACACCCCUGACUCCCCCAUCUGCACUGUGUGUCUGUACCACGCCCCUGAGACGCCCCUGACUCCUCCAUCUGCACUGUGUGUCUGUACCACACCCCUGACUCCUCCAUCAGCACUGUGUGUCUGUACCACACCCCUGACUCCCCCAUCAGCACUGUGUGUCUGUACCACGCCCCUGACACACCCCUGACUCCUCCAUCAGCACUGUGUGUCUGUACCACACCCCUGACACACCCCUGACUCCUCCAUCAGCACUGUGUCUGUACCACGCCCCUGACACACCCCUGACUCCUCCAUCAGCACUGUGUGUCUGUACCACGCCCCUGACACACCCCUGACUCCUCCAUCAGCACUGUGUGUCUGUACCACACCCCUGACUCCCCCAUCAGCACUGUGUGUCUGUACCACACCCCUGACUCCUCCAUCAGCACUGUGUCUGUACCACGCCCCUGACACGCCCCUGACUCCUCCAUCAGCACUGUGUGUCUGUACCACACCCCUGACUCCUCCAUCAGCACUGUGUGUCUGUACCACACCCCUGACUCCCCCAUCAGCACUGUGUGUCUGUACCACGCCCCUGACUCCUCCAUCAGCACUGUGUGUCUGUACCACGCCCCUGACUCCUCCAUCAGCACUGUGUGUCUGUACCACGCCCCUGACUCCUCCAUCAGCACUGUGUGUCUGUACCACGCCCCUGAGACGCCCCUGACUCCUCCAUCAGCACUGUGUGUCUGUACCACACCCCUGACAUGCCCCUGACUCCUCCAUCAGCACUGUGUGUCUGUACCACGCCCCUGACUCCUCCAUCAGCACUGUGUCUGUACCACGCCCCUGACUCCCCCAUCAGCACUGUGUCUGUACCACACCCCUGACAUGCCCCUGACUCCUCCAUCAGCACUGUGUGUCCGUAGGUUGCUGUGAGCUCGUGCACUGACUUUUUAACCUUCUUUGACAUUUGUUUUCAGUAAUAAUAAAUUAGUAAAUUAUUAUAAAUGAUUUGUUUAUAAUAAUAAAUGUUGGGCAGCGGACUUGUAUUAACUGAAUGCUGUAGUUAAUCGAUAUGCGGUACACACACUCGCACACACACACGUGCGUACAUAGCUACACAAACCCACACAUUCUUUAACCUUCAUAUUCUAUGCACUGUAUUUCAACACAAAUUGGUAGAAGCGUACAGUACCAAAUGCAUACUGUACCAAAUGCAAAUGUUAAGAUUUAAUGCUUGUUUUUGCUGUGUUUUUGCCUCUGACUUUAGUUACCAUGUGCUAUUUUAUGUUUCAUAUUUCAUAUUUUAACGUGCGUCAUGUUGAAUGAGAAGUGUCUGUCCUCUGUAACCCCACUAACGCUGUUUUUGUUUAAGCUCCCCUGAGCCCAGAUUGUGAGGAGUGAAUACUCUGAGUUUUGAUCUCAUUUCUGCGUUCACACUUGGCUUCGCGGUGGAGAGCCGCAGCUCAGGGAUCCUCCAGUUUCAGAGCGCUGCAGUGUCUUCUGGGUGUUUGUGUGGCUCAACCCUGAUUGGCUGAAGACUCGUUGUGAACGAUCAGCUGCCGAAAAGGCAGCAGACACGUAGAUUCCUGCAGUGAAGUGAACCUUUCCGGUUUGUUGUGUGUGUGAGUCUGAAGAGUGGGGUGUGUGCUGAUUUAUGUGGUGUGUGUGCUGAUUUAUGUGGUGUGUGUGCCAGGAAUGCACUUUGAGGAGUCACGUUCAGGCUCCUGUACGUCAGCAGUGCUUCGCUGUAAAAAUAAAACACACUGUUCAGAAAAUAAGCAGCUGAUUGAUCUCCCCUCGCCCCUGAUCAGUGACACGCAGACACAGAUCAGAAUCACGCGUGUUUGUGCGAGAGUGUUCAGUGUGCCUGCAUUACUGGAGUUAGAGUGUUCAGUGCUCCUGCAUUACUGGAGUUAGAGUGUUCAGUGUGCCUGCAUUACUGGAGUUAGAGUGUUCAGUGGUCCUGCAUUACUGGAGUUAGAGUGUUCAGUGUGCCUGCAUUACUGGAGUUAGA
Molecule: messenger RNA, 3471 nt
Organism: Conger conger (European conger)
Lineage: Eukaryota; Metazoa; Chordata; Actinopteri; Anguilliformes; Congridae
Gene: isoc1
Product: isochorismatase domain containing 1
Exons: 5
Coding region: 465-1319 (284 amino acids)
Cellular component (GO): cytoplasm
Source: RefSeq, a predicted model, not a curated record